This is a messenger RNA of Menidia menidia (Atlantic silverside), 9964 nucleotides long. NCBI's taxonomy places the organism in Eukaryota, Metazoa, Chordata, Actinopteri, Atheriniformes, Atherinopsidae. The record is from the annotation of a GenBank genome assembly.
AUGGGCACAAAGCCUGAGGAGACGGAAAAGUCAAGCAGAGACGAUGAUGAUGGAUUUCACCAAGAAACUGCCAGCAUCGCAGAUGUCUCUGUGGAGGUGGCCACAGUCGACCACACGCUGCAGAAGCUGCGCAGGAUGUACAGGAAGAGCAGACGGAAGCCCAAAGGACUCAAGAGGCUGCUGGCCUACCUGCUGAACAUCCCUUACAUUGCAGUCAUCAUUUCGGCGGUGUUGUUCGUGGUGGUGGUGACGAUAUGGUCGCUGCUGUGGGUCUUCAUAAUUCGCAGGGAGAGUUACAGCGGAGCAUAUUUUGCUGGGAUGUUUCGUGUUGCCAAUGUGGAGUUUAUCCCAGAGUUCCGUCACGCAGAGUCCCAUGAAUUUGUCUCCAUGGCAAACAAAAUACAGCACGUGGUGAGCAAUGUGUACAAGAUGUCUUCAGUGGCCAGACUCUACAAGCAAGCAGUAAUUUCAGACUUAAGUAACAACUAUGAAGGGGGUGUGUUGGUGCAUUUCUGGAUGGUGUUUAUAGUCCCCCAACUAAAGAGUGCAGCCAUGUGCGAGGAGUGUAUAGAGGCCAUUCUUAGAGACUCAGUGCACACCAGCCUGAAGAACAGGUCCUCUGUGGGCUAUCUGCUGGGUCUCCCAGUGGAUAUGGACUCCAUCCUCGUCAACGACUCGCAGUGUGUAGAUAAGCUGUAUGCCAACCUUCCUGGAGCCAGGGUCCCGCUGAACGUCUACUCAUCGUGGGGUGGUGUGAACUGCCACGUUAAACUCACCGCUAUCCCCGGCUUUGUCAUCCGUCUGACCAUUACCUCGCUCCUUAUUGAGCCCACUGACUGUGUGGACGAUUCCCUGGCCGUGUACGACGCUCUGCUGCCCAUGAGAGGGCGCAUUCUGCACAGACUUUGUGAACCAGUGUCCAGUUCCUUCUCCAUUGUCUCAACCUCCAAUUUCAUGUUGCUGUCCUUCAGAAUGACAAAUGGCAACAAGAGCUUCAAAGGUCACUUUGAGGCUAUCCCUGUGGAAAGAUGUAUGUCUCAAAUUGAGACCCAGUUAGAGCCUGACCACAGCAGUCAUAUCUACAGCCCCUUCUACCCCAGCCUGCUGCCGCCACAGUGCUCUUGUACCUGGAAGUUUAAGACUCCAAACUCAAAUUUAGGAGUUGCACUUCAGUUCAAGAACUAUGAACUAAAAGCGAAGGACAUGAAGGGCUGUAACAGUGGCUGGUGGAGGGUCAAUGAGGUCAUUUAUUGUGGCAGCUACGUUGGACACCAGACAGUGUUUCGGAUCCCUAACCAAAGCCCAGAGUUGGAGUUUCGGUGCAGCUCACGCAACUCUGCUCAGCCUUUUCAGGCUUCUUACAGCAGUUACAAUAUCAGCCAGCCCUGCCCAGAAAGCCACUUCUUGUGCAGCUCUGGACUGUGUGUGGAGAAGAGUAGACUCUGUGAUGGCCUGGAUGACUGCCAGGACGAGAGUGACGAGGUCUUCUGCUCAAGACCCACAACGGGCUGUGCUGGCAACAGUCGGCCGCAUCCAUUAUAUGUUUGCAACGGAGAGUGGGACUGCAGCGACGGAGCAGAUGAAAUCAACUGCACUCAAGAAACGACCUGCUCUGCAAUCAGGUUCCAAUGCAACAGUGGAUCCUGCAUCCUGAAGAAAAACUCAAAGUGUGAUGACGUUCCUGACUGUCAGGAUCAAAGUGACGAAGCCGACUGUGACUGCGGUCAUUCCUCGGCGCUGAAGAGAGGGCACUUAUCUACAGGCUUUGAGCGUGUUGUGGGUGGAGUUAAUUCGAUGGAAGGGGAGUGGCCAUGGCAGGUUAGCCUUUACUUUGCUGGUAGCCUGUACUGUGGCGCCUCUGUCCUCUCUUCUGAUUGGCUCAUCUCAGCCGCCCACUGCUUCAGCAAAGACAGGCUUUCUGAUCCUCGUUACUGGAGCGCCCACCUUGGCAUGCUGACACAGGGAAGUGCCAAACAUGUGGCAGAGAUCCAGCGGAUCGUGGUGCAUGAGUACUACAACGCACACACGUUUGACUAUGACAUUGCCCUGCUGCAGCUGAAGAAGUCCUGGCCUCGGUCCCUGAGCCCCCUGAUUGAGCCCGUGUGUCUGCCACCUUCUUCCCACACCGUCACAGACAGCCACCGAUAUAAGGUGUUGCCCUCGGUGCUGCAGAAAGCUGAGGUAUCCAUAAUGAGCCAGACGGAGUGUAAGAAGCGCUAUGGUCCCAUCUCUCCACGCAUGCUGUGUGCCGGGGUCCCAUCAGGAGAGCGGGACGCCUGCAGAGGUGACUCAGGGGGGCCUUUGUCCUGCCAGGCACCAGGAGGCAGACGCUGGUUCCUGGUGGGGAUUGUCAGCUGGGGGUCCGGUUGUGGCAGACCAAAUCUACCCGGGGUUUACACCAGGGUCAACAAUGCUAUGAGGACUCUCCCCGAAAGUAGGACUUGUGAAGUGUACAGCGUGUCCGCGCACGGACAGCCGGGCUGGCCGGACGCGCAGGGAAACGGGGAGUUAAGGGAGCCCGCCCAGUCGCGGACCCCCUCCACAAAGCCCCGGGCGGAGCAGGCGGUGGAGGGGGUGCGAGCAGCAGCGUUCUGCUCCUGGAGGAGAUGGAUGCUGGGUGUCCUGCCUUUCUUUCCCUUCACUGCCGCCAUUGCACUGACUCUCCACUUCCUAACAUCUCCACCUUGCUCAGUGUUCUUCCUGGGGGGCAGCGUGGAGUUCCCAAACCUGAGCUUUUCCUCAGAGCUGACAAACUCCACCUCCCCCGAGUUCCGCCUGCAGGCCCAGGCUUUAAACCAUUAUUUCUCAGAGCUCUAUGAGUCCACCCCAUGGAGCUCCUACUACCUGCACUCAGGAAUUACUGCCUUCAGUGAAGGAGCAGAGGGGCUCAAUGUCUUCUAUUGGAGUAAAUUUUCUGCCCCCCGCGACGCUGCCAUGGAGAUCCAGAGGUCCAGCCCAGAGAGGCUACAGCGGAGGCUCCCAGGCACGCAUAAGGUGCAGCGGGACAGACGCAACGAGCAGCGCUUCUAUAUGGAAGCAGAUGACGACACGCUCAACCUGCUGGGUUUGGAUCCUGAUGACUUUGAGUCAGAUGAAAAAUCUGAUAAAAUGAAAAGUCCAAAUAGUAUCCAGGGUGGGAAAUGGCAGCUUGGAUUCCAAGCAAUGUCCUUUGAUCUCUAUGCCAAAUAUGGGAACAACCGCACUCUGAGCCUUGUGAGCCCUAAAAAGCCAUACUACCAGUGGCGCCUCCGGGUGCCGUCGGGUCACGUGGUUCGGCUGGUCGUCCUCACCCUUCACGGUGCGACACCAGGAAGCUGUGCUGCCCACAAGCUCUCUGCCUACGACUUCCUACUGCCACUGCAGAACAAGAUAAUUGCCAGGUGGUGCGGGCUGCCUAUUUCAGGCUCAUCACCGGUCAUGAAGCUGAUGUCCUCGGGCAACGUGAUGUUGGUCACUUUCUCUUUCAGCCGACAACGAGAUGGAGCAAUCUUUAAAGCGUACUUCCAGGCCGUUCCAAGAGCAAGUUGUGGGGGAUCCAUUUCCUCCUGGAAUGGCUCUGUGUCCUCCCCGUACUACCCCUCCUAUUAUCCCCCCAAUAUAGACUGCACUUGGACUCUACGGGUGCCCUUGCCAGGAUACCUGAUCUCUAUGACAAUCGUAACGAUGGACAUUCAGGAUUCCUCAUCGUCCGAUGGCUGUGAGAAAGACUGGCUGGAGAUCGGUGGAGUGAAAAUGUGUAAUCCAAUAUCAGACAGCAGCAAAAAGCGAGUGUACUCCUCUCCUCUCACCAUCCACUUCCACUCGGAUGAAUCUCUGACUUACAGGGGCUUCUACUUGUUGUACCGAGCCUUCUCUCCAGAGGGCACUUGCCCUCGCCAGUUUCGCUGUGGAGAUGGCCGUUGUAUCCCUCUGAGGAAGGUUUGUGAUGGAGUGAAGGAUUGUUCAGACGGACGGGACGAGGCUAAAUGCUCGUCCUGUAGGCCAGGGGAAGUGCUGUGUGGGAAUGGCCAGUGCAAACCUCAGAGCAGCCAGUGUGCUGGUCAGAGCUCCUGUGCGGACAGCAGCGAGGAAGGCACCUGUGGAGGUAAAUGUUACCACGUGUGUCCUAACAAGGUGUGUUUGCCCAAGUCGUCGGUGUGUGACGGCCUCAUAGACUGCAAAGACCGCAGCGAUGAGCUCAACUGCACCAGAGCAUAUGUCAAAGGUUGCUCUCCAUACAAUUACAAAUGCUUCAAUGGAAAGUGUGUGAGUAAAGUCAACCCUGAGUGUGACGGCGUGAAGGACUGUUCAGACGGCUCCGAUGAACUCCGCUGCGGCUGUGGAACCAGGCCCAGGAAACGGACCAAGAUCGUCGGGGGGUCCGAUGCCGUGGCGGGGUCGUGGCCCUGGCAGGUCAGUCUCCAGAUGGAAAGAUACGGACACGUCUGCGGAGCCACGCUGGUCUCCAAUCGCUGGCUCAUCUCCGCAGCUCACUGCUUCCAGGACUCAGAUGCCAUCAAGUACUCAGAUGCCCGGGCCUGGCGGGCGUACAUGGGGAUGCGCGUGAUGACCAGGGGGAACCAGGGAGCCGCCACCAGGCUGGUCCGCCGGAUCCUGCUGCACCCGCAGUACGACCAGUUCACCUCCGACUACGACAUCGCCCUGCUGGAGCUCAGCGCACCGGUUUUCUUCAACGAUUUGGUGCAGCCGGUGUGUGUUCCCGCGUCCUCGCACUCUUUCACCACCGGGACCAGCUGCUACGUCACAGGCUGGGGCGUUCUCAUGGAAGACGAGGCUUCAGUGAAGAUCAUAAACAGGAACACCUGUAAUAAACUGUAUGAUGAUGCUGUCACUCCCAGAAUGCUGUGCGCCGGAAACCUACACGGUGGAGUGGAUGCUUGCCAGGGGGACUCAGGAGGUCCGUUGGUGUGUCUUGAACGAGGCAGGCGGUGGUUCUUGGCGGGGAUUGUGAGCUGGGGCGAGGGCUGCGCCAGGCAGAACCGUCCUGGCGUUUACACACAGGUGGUCAAGUUUACUGACUGGAUCCGUCAGCAGACCAAAGGGCAGCCAGUCUCAGGAAACCGUGUCCAUUCCCUGACCAUCACCUCCCGGCGCAGCGGCCGGCUGCGCUGCGUUGUGUUGGAGCCCCGCCGUGGAGGAGAAAUUUCCCGCAGGACUAAAACUUUUUAUGCGUUGUUUUCAAAAUCGGCUUGCCUCACCGGAGUGACCAGAAAUGAUGAAUUUAAUUCUCUUCUGCCUGCUUUGUGGAUUGUAUGGGAUAAAGAUCAAAAGGGGAAAUUCAGCGUCCCUCUUCUGGAUGUAAAAAGUCGGCAGCUGGUUCUGGAGGCCAACCAGACACUGCUGCUCAACUGCAGGGGUCGCUGGGAGUUAUCCUGGGCGUUCCCGGCAGGUUUGGACAGAGAUCGGGUGGAGGUGGAGGCCUCCCGCUGUGGGAGGACGAGCCAGCAGUUCUGCAGCCGCCUGCGGGUCAGCCGGAGCCAGGCCCAGCACACCGGCCUGUUCCGCUGCCGGUACCGCCACAGGAGCCAGAAGCAGGCCUCCGUCUACGUGUAUGUCACAGACAGCCGGCAGCCAUUUGUGGAACACACGGCCAUGAGCCCGGGCGUGCUGUACAUGAAGGUGAAAGAGCCACUGGUCAUCCCCUGCCGGGUCACCAAUCCCAACAUCACCACCACAUUGAUCAAGUUCCCCAGCUUUAGCCUGAGUCCAGACCAGAGGAACAUUAUUUGGAACAGUAAGCAAGGCUUCACCAUUCGAACUCCCACCUUCUAUUACAUCGGCCUAUUUCUCUGCCAGACCUUCAUCCACGGGGUCAAACACGAGUCCCGCGUAUACUUUGUACACAGACCAGUGAGCAACAUCACGGAGGUGUAUCUGAACAGCAGUGACCCUGUCCAGGCCCUGAGGGGAGAACGAUUGGUCCUGAACUGCACUGCCACUGCAGAGCUGAACACCAGAGUCAACAUCACCUGGGACUAUCCUGGAAAGAGUCGUAAUGCUGGCUCCACUUCCAAAAGGCUCUUGAGACAUCCAAUGCACAUGUUGUUCUAUAGCAUCCUGACCAUCCCAAAACUCCAGCGUUCAGACAGAGGCCUCUACACAUGCCGUGUCACCAGUGGUGAACAAAGCAAGCAACAGCAAGUCACUGUUACCGUCUAUGACCGCCCAUUCAUCCGCCUGAAGCCCAGAAAUGAAUCCGUGAUGGUGGCACAUGCAGGACAAAAAUUUUAUAGAAUCUCCCCUAAGUUACGAGCAUUCCCUGCCCCAGAAGUUAUCUGGUUGAAGGAUGGCAUGGUGGCAGCAGAGCAGUGCUCAAGAUACCACAUGGAUGGGACCUCCCUGGUCAUUCGGGAUGUUGCAGAGGAGGAUGCGGGGAUGUACACGGUCCUUGUACGAAUCAAGGAGCAUGGGCUCUACCAGAAUCUCACCCUUUCACUCGUGGUCAACGUGAGUCCUCAGAUAGGGGAGAAAGCGGUGUCGCUGCAGGACCCCGGCUCUGUGCCACGGGGGAGCAGAAAAGCCCUGCUCUGCACGUCACACGGAGUCCCUCCUCCUCACAUCCAGUGGCUCUGGCAUCCCUGCCCGUCCAAAGGCCUGUGUGAGUGUCCAGCGUCCUCCUCGCUGUGGAGCCGUGUGACGGAGAGUCUCCCUGCCACAUCUGCAUACAACCAGAUCCUGAGCGUAUCUCACAGACAGGAAGUGCUGCAGGGGAAGAAAAAGACGGUGGGGGUCCUGACUGUUUCGGAGGCCUUUGUGUCUGGAGUGUAUCGCUGCAUCGCCUCCAACUCUGCAGGCACAGACCAGCUAGACAUCCCCUUCUACAUCACAGAUGUCCCAGGAGGUUUCAGUGUGAACCAACUGGAUGAGGCCAGAGAGGGGGGAGACCUCCAUCUCACCUGUUCAGCCAACAAGUACCUGUACACAGCGCUGUCAUGGCGAAAAAUACAGGACACUGGGGAAUCCCGCCACCCUGCUUUGAAUAUUCAUGAGACAACAUCAGGGGAGUUCUCCAACUCCCUGGUCCUGUUGCUGAGUAACCUCACAGCCCGAGACGCUGGAAUCUACAGAUGCGCUGCACGCCAUCGCAUCACUGAGCAAGAGACACAUCUGGACACACAGGUGGUGGUCACAAUUCUGGAGCCUCCUGUGUUGCUUAGUAAUUUGACAGACUGCACUGUUAAUGUGAGCAGCUCAGUGACCCUCAGCUGUCCGUCGCAAGGAGUCCCACCUCCAACAAUCACCUGGUACAAAGAUGGACACGCUCUGCUUCAGGGAUCAGGUAUAGUCAUAUCAGCAGAAGAUGGGACCCUCCAUAUUGACAGAAUCACAGUGGAGGACCAGGGCCUGUAUACGUGCCAAGCCACCAAUAAGAGGGGAUUUGCAGAAAGCUCAGCCUAUAUUUGGGUCAACAGUGUGUCAGAAACAUCAUUUCUAGAAAUUCCAACCCUGACUUGCACCUGUGUGGUGGCCACUCUCUUCUGGCUCAUGCUCACGCUCUUUAUACGGAAACUGAAACAGUCCAACAACUCGCACACCAAACCAGAAUACUUGUCAAUCAUACUGGACACAGGAGAGGGGCCAAUAGAGGAGCAGUGUGAGAGACUGCAGUAUGACCCCAGCCAAUGGGAGUUUCCUCGUGAACGACUUAAAUUAGGGAAACCUUUGGGCCGUGGAGCCUUUGGUAAAGUGAUUCAGGCAUCUGCUGUCGGCAUAGACAGUGCUACCAGCUGCAGGACCGUAGCGGUCAAGAUGCUCAAAGAGGGAGCCACAGCCAGUGAACACAAGGCUCUGAUGACAGAAUUGAAGAUCUUAAACCACAUUGGAAACCACCUGAAUGUGGUAAACCUCCUGGGAGCCUGCACCAAGCCAGGAGGCCCGCUGAUGGUUAUUGUUGAGUUCUGUCGCUUUGGAAACCUCUCCGCGUUUCUGAAGAAUAAGAGAGAUGUUUACGUGCACAACCGGCUCGCCCAAGGAGCAGAUGGAGGUAGUGUUAGCAGCUUGUUUGAUAACCAAAGCUGUACCAAGUCGGAUGCUAAAUGCAAGGAUCUUGAUCCACAGUCUGAAUCGAACUCCCCUCUUUUCUUGGAGGAUCUCAUUUCUUUCAGCUUUCAGGUGGCACGUGGGAUGGAGUUUCUGGCUUCUCGCAAGUGCAUUCACAGAGACCUGGCAGCAAGGAACAUUCUAUUGUCUGACAAUAAAGUGGUAAAGAUCUGUGACUUCGGUCUAGCCAGAGACAUCUACAAAGACCCCGACUAUGUUCGCAAGGGGGAUGAGUUCUGCCACCGGCUGAAAGGGGGAACAAGAAUGAGAGCGCCGGAAUACAGCACACCAGAGAUUUACAGCACAAUGCUGGCAUGUUGGGAGGCCAAUCCCUCAGAGCGACCCACCUUCACUAACCUGGUGGAUAUACUUGGGGACCUGCUUCAAGCGAGAGUGCAGCAGCAGGAUGGGAAGGACUACAUUCCUCUGGGAUCUUCCGUGAAUGGAAACAUAAGUUGCCGUGAGGCCUUCAAAGAAAACCCACUAGCAACUUUUGAGGAGUUGCCCUGCGAGGAGCAUGGCAGCCCAGACGAUGAACAAAGUGACAGCGGGAUGGUGCUCCCAUCAGAGGAACUGAGACAAAUGAUUAAGAACAACACCAAGAACAAGAAGCUCAGCAGGUUUUUUAUCUUUGGGAAGAGUCAAGACCACCAAAAGCCAUUUCUCUGCACUGACAUCACAGGUGUCCAUGACAAUAGGCUUUCAGUUCUGCCGUGUGAUUGGCUGUCUGACGAGGAUGGCUCCCUUCCUCCGGACUACAACUCUGCUCUCCUCUACCCCUCCCUAUAACUUCGAGUUUUGUGUAAUUAUCGGACAGCUUCCGCUUUUGUUUAGCUUCUCUGAACUUACACUACUAGCUUCACAUCUUUGUCCCCCUCAGUCAUUAAAAUUUUCCUCUGACAUCCUCUUACCUCACCUUAGUUUAAACUUAGUUUAAAAAUAUUCCCUCCCUCAAAUUCAGAAUCUCAUUCAAAUUCAAAACCUCUAACUAGUUGUUUUCACUAGCCAUGAGAUAUUCCUCUGGCGUUAUUCUCCAUACAACCACUUCCAAGAGCAGCUAAAGUCUUACCUGACAGUACUUAACCUGUGCAGUUAUGAUAAAUGUAUUCACAAAUCUAUAACUAUUAAAGCUUAUUAUAUUGGUACCUCAUGUUCAGAGCUAUGUGAGGAGGAGCAGCGCUGUAUGAAAUAACUGUUCCUCUUACACAGCUUCCAUAUGCUGGAAAAAGUCAUUAUCCGCUGAUUCAUAUCUGUGUUAAUCAGAAUGUAUAUCUGUAUUUAUUUGAAAAACAAGAACACAUUGUUUCUUUGUUCAACAUGCCUGCAAGAACGAAUACUCUCAAAGCGAAAAACUGAUAUGAAUUUUUUUUUUCCAAUCAAACAUCCUUGAAUACUGACUUGAGAAUGACAUAUACUUGUUUAAAUCUCAGCAUGGUUCCCCUUGUCAUAUUUUCAUAAGACCAUUGAGCCAUUUAACCAUAAAAAAAUCCACUUCUUUUAAACAUCCCUGAUAUAAAGGGUUGUUUCACUUCUGUGUAGAUGGUGCCAUCAGAGGUUUUUGCAUUUUUGCAAUGAAGUGUCAGAUGCCAAAGCUUUAUUUUCAAAAAAUCCCGCAGACAAAAUGUUGUCCUAAAGCCUGUAUACAUUCAGUGUGAGUGGAGCCUUGGAAAAUAUGGAUGUUACCCAUCACAUAAACACUAAUGUGUGCGCUUACAUAGAUGCAGUUUUUCUAUUGUAUUACUGUAGUAACUAUAUUCUUGUCCUGUAACCAAUUAAUACAAGUAGCAAUUUGACUUUCCACCAAUUUGUUGCCGUUCAAAAAUCUGAUUUUAGAUUUCGGCACCACUUACAAAGUUGAAUUUUUAAUAUAGAGAAACAAAUUGAUUAAAUGCUUGCUGCAGAUUAAAUGCAAUUGUCUUAACUG